This is a messenger RNA of Ichthyophthirius multifiliis, 1326 nucleotides long. RefSeq lists its product as hypothetical. Gene Ontology annotation, biological process: proteolysis. The record is from RefSeq and is a predicted model, not a curated record. The transcript is spliced from 2 exons. Gene Ontology annotation, molecular function: aspartic-type endopeptidase activity. Lineage: Eukaryota; Ciliophora; Oligohymenophorea; Hymenostomatida.
GUUAUCUGAUAAACAAAUUAGAAUAUAAUUAACUGAAAAAUGUAAAUAUAAAUUUUAAUUUAUUAAUAAAUAUUAUAGAAUACAACUAAAAUACAUAUUAUGUUGGAAAUUUAUACUUAGGAAAAAAUUCUAACUAAUUAUUUAGAGUAAUAAUGGAUACAGGUUCUGAAGAUAUAUGGGUGUAUGGUGAAUAAUGUGAUAAUUGUAUAAAAAAAUAGAAAAGAAAAUGUGACAUAUAUUCUAAUAAUAAAUAAGAUUCCUGUGAAUUAGUAAAUUAAUAGCAUAUUUAUGAAAUAAAUUAUGGAUCAGGAAACGUCUAGGGGCCUCUAGCCGUGGAUUAUUUAUCUUUAUUAGAUUUUGAUAGUAAAUAAAUAGUCUAGUAAGGUUAUUAAUUUAUUUUGGCAGAAAAAACUGAGAAUUUAGUAGAUUUAUAAAUUGAUGGAAUAUUUGGGUUAGCUUUAUCUUCUUAAGAAUAAAAUAAGUCUUUUAUAGGACUUUUAAGGGUUAAGAAAUUAAUUGAAUUAGAUUAAUUUUCUUUCUAUUUUUCAAAAUAUUAAGAUGAUAGUUUUUUACUUAUAGGAGGCUAUGACUAGGACUAUAUAGAGGAUGGGGAAAAAAUCGUUUUUUUUAAGUAGACGAAAAUUAAAAGUAAUGGAUUAUUAAUUUAGAAGAUUUUGGAUUUAUUCCACAUUUUUCUUUUAAGAAAUAUUUAUAUAAACUGAUGAAAAAUAAAUAUAAGAAAUAAAUUAAAUAUAAACAAAUGAAAACGAAGAAGAAGAAGAAGAAGAAUAAUACAUAAGUUAAUAUGAAAAAUAAUAAAAAAAAGCACUCAUAGAUACUGGCACAACUAAUAUAGUAAUGGGUUAAAGAGAUAUAUAUGCUUUGAUAUUAAUUAUGAAAUAAGAAUAUGGUAUAAAUUGUUAAUCUAUAUAAUAAAAUGAAAAUUUUUAAAAUAUUAUAUGUGAUUGUAAUGAUAUAUAGAAAUAUCCAGAUUUGUAUUUUUCUAUGAAAGAUAUUAAUAACAAAUUACAUAUAUUAACUUUAUAACCUGAAGAUUAUAUUUAAAAAGAAAAAAAUUAUGUAAGACUAUAAAUUAUAGAAAUGAGUGAGAUGGAAGAUACAAUUAUACUAGGCACAGUGUUUUUAAAAAAAUAUAUGAGUAUUUAUGACGAAGGAAAGUUUCAAAUAGGAUUAGUAAAGGCGAAAUAAAUUAAAUAAUUUAAGUUCAAUUUUAAUAGAAGUUUAGGAAUUUUCGGAGUUGUUUUAGUAAUUUUCAUUUUUUAUAUUUUUAAUUUAGAUGUUUAAAAAGAAAAAAUAUUUAAAUGA